AUGGCUUCUCAAUCACCUACAGGCAGCCCAGUCAUAACUUCCACAAAACCAUCCCGAACCUAUCAAGCAACGGAUGAAGUGAAUCAAUUGGUUUUUCAAUCCAUACGGAAUCACCAAAACUUUCUCAACACCAAAUACGAUCCCGAUUCCUCGGAGCACAAAAACCUUUUGAAAAGUAUUUUUAAAAUUAUUUUCGGAACUCAUCUCAAAGAUGAAGAAUUAUACGACUGUCAACAAUGGACGGUAGCAGGUUUUCAAAACAAAGACCCAACAAGCGACCUCCGAAGUUUAGGAAUACUAGGCCUUUCCACCAUGGAAUAUCUCUGCAAAUAUCACACAAAUACUGUGAAGAACGAAUACAUGAAUAGAGAAUACCCAUUCGCAUGUUGCGUGUUUGCAAUUGUUAAUUUUAUGAUAAAGGAAAUGAAUAUGAGAAAUAUUACAACAACACCACAAGACAGUCACUUUGUUUUACUUAUGAAAAAAGAAUUAUAUUUCAAUAGAGACAAGUUAAAACAAAUGGAUUUAUUUGAAAGAUUAUUUUGCAUUGCUUUUGAAUAUUUUGAUAAGCUAUGGACCAAGCAUAAAGCUGGCUAUAUGGAUUUUAGUGUCAUGUACGAUAUAUUUGCAAAGAACAUUAUGCAAAUUUUAAAGAAGGAACCCGCUUCAUUUAGUGUGUUCAAAUUUUUAUUAUUGGAAUGGUAA
Molecule: messenger RNA, 705 nt
Organism: Naegleria lovaniensis
Lineage: Eukaryota; Heterolobosea; Eutetramitea; Acrasida; Naegleriidae
Exons: 2
Coding region: 1-705 (234 amino acids)
Biological process (GO): cell motility; actin filament organization
Cellular component (GO): plasma membrane
Source: RefSeq, a predicted model, not a curated record